AUGGCCUCGCACACCUACAAGUUCGACGUCAAGAUGACCUGUGGCGGUUGCUCGGGUGCCGUCGAUAGGGCGUUGAAGAAGGCGAAGGCGGACGGUCAAGAAAUCGACUCGUGGGACAUUAGCCUUGAGAAGCAGGAAGUCAUCGUGAAGGGUGCGGUCCCGUACGACACCGUCCUCGAGAAAAUCAAGAAGACGGGCAAGGAGGUUCGCUCGGGAGAGACCGUCGAGUAA
Molecule: messenger RNA, 231 nt
Organism: Rhodofomes roseus
Lineage: Eukaryota; Fungi; Basidiomycota; Agaricomycetes; Polyporales; Fomitopsidaceae
Product: copper chaperone taha
Exons: 4
Coding region: 1-231 (76 amino acids)
Biological process (GO): copper ion transport
Cellular component (GO): cytosol
Molecular function (GO): copper chaperone activity; metal ion binding
Source: RefSeq, a predicted model, not a curated record